AUAAAGCUUAACAACAUAAAUAUAUGUACAUUUUACACAUACCCUCAAAUCAACCAACAUAAACCCAUUUUUGCAACAAAGAAAUGGCGACACCAAAGACUUGGUGCACAAAUUUACUCCUUUCUCUCCUCCUCAAGUCCUUUCUUUUCUUCUCCUUCGCCCCUCGACCUAUCGUCGCUGCAUCCUCCGAUGAAUUUAUCCGGCCACCUGCUCGGAACAUUGUCCUUACUCCCCACAAGCGUUCCGCUUCAGAUCCCCAACAGGUACAUGUGUCACUGGUUGGAAAUGACCGAAUGAGGGUGUCAUGGAUAACGGAAGGCAAAGAAAUGGCACCAUCAAUAGUAGAAUAUGGAACAAAGUCGGGAGAAUAUGAGUCAAAUGCGAAAGGAGAUCACAAGACGUACCAUUAUUUUUUGUAUAGUUCGGGAAGAAUACACAAUGUUGUAAUAGGACCAUUGAAGCCUAACACAACUUAUUAUUAUCGAUGUAGUAAAAAACAGCCCGAGUUUUCCUUCAAAACACCUCCUUCCUCUUUUCCCAUCGAGUUUGUCGUUGUUGGGGAUCUUGGUCAAACUGAGUGGACAAAAUCGACAUUGGAACAUAUUGGCCAAAAUGACUAUGAUGUAUUUCUACUACCGGGUGACCUCUCUUAUGCCGAUACCCAACAACCACUUUGGGACACCUUUGGACGUUUAAUUGAGCCUUACGCGAGCCAACGACCUAUGAUGGUAACCGAGGGAAACCAUGAGGUUGAGUUCAUCCCCUUAGUGGCCGACUCAUUUAGGGCAUACAAUGCAAGAUGGCGUAUGCCCUACGAGGAGAGUGGCUCCUCCUCGAACCUUUACUACUCGUUUGAUGUAACCGGAGCUCACAUCAUUAUGCUAGGGUCAUACACGGACUAUGAUGCUAACUCAGCCCAAUACGUGUGGCUACAAAUCGACUUGGCUAAAAUUGAUAGGGCUAAGACACCAUGGGUCAUAGUGUUGCUUCAUGCACCAUGGUACAACUCAAAUACUGCUCAUAAAGGCGAAGGAGAGGAGAUGAGACAAGCUAUGGAGGAAUUGAUGUAUAAAGCUAGAGUUGAUGUGGUUUUUUCGGGUCAUGUCCAUGCCUAUGAACGUUUUACCAGAGUUUAUAACAACCAAGCUGAUCCGUGUGGUCCUAUUUAUAUUACAAUUGGUGAUGGAGGAAAUAGAGAAGGCCUUGCUUUAGUGUAUGAGGAUCCUGCACCAUCAAUCUCGAAGUACAGAGAAGCAAGCUUCGGACAUGGACGUUUAAGAUUGUUGGAUGGUAAUAAAGCUCAUUGGUCAUGGCAUCGGAACAAAGAAUCGAAUGCCUCAACCAUUGCAGAUGAAGUAUGGCUUCAAAGCUUAAGCUCCUCCACCUCUUGCUUGCCUAAUGACUCAAUGACUAAACACGACGAAUUUAAAAAUGUUUGGAUUUCUUUUUCUAUAUAACAUAUAGAGAAAUGAAUAUUUAGCUUUUCAUCUCAAUUAAUUUUGAAGUAUUAUGUAAAUGUGCAAAGGUUUUUUUAUUUUAGCCUCAGGAUUUGCAAUUAGCAAUUGGUGAUUUGAUGGAAUUUGUAUUUUCAUUAACAACUAUAUUGUUUAGAUAUGGAUUUGAAAUUAUUAACCUCGUCAUGUAUUCAUGUAAUCAAUGAUUUUAGAUAAUUAAUUUUAUUUUAUGGACUCAAAACUAGUAUGUACUUCCUUUUUUUUUUUAUACUUGCAACACACCUUUUAUCACGGUUAUCGAUGAGGUGAUUAAACUAGGUAACUGAAUGAAUUAAUCUAUGAAGUUUAAACCGUAGUAACUUAUCCCUUUCUUCUUAUUGGUGUUAAAAUUUUGUAAUUUAAUUUAUCCGUUUACCUAGUCUAAUAUCUUCUUUAACAUGCGUGCCAAAAGGGUGUGUUGCACUAAAUAUACCGAGGAAACAUAAUUCUUUGGGCCUUUUAGAGUUUUAGUAAGCCAAGGAAGAGGAAAUAUGACUUUAGUAGUUAUUACUAAUCCAACGUAUAAUUAUUUAUGGCUAGACUCUAGUCUAGCCAUUUAUCCCUACACCCCCCUAAAACGACGCGUUUAAACACAUACCACUACCCCCACACAUCCCAACCUACCCCACAGUAACUUCCCUCUAAAACCGCCAGUAACUUCCCACUACCCCACCCACAUAUAUAUAUAUAUAAUUAAAAAAAAACUUUUCAAAUGAUCACAUUUACUCUGCAUUUUCUCUCUCAUCCUCUUUCUCCAAUUUCUCACUCAACCUCCAUUUUCUCUCUCUACUCCAUUUUCGUACAUGCAAUUAGCAAGUAAAAUCGUCUAAAA
This is a messenger RNA of Chenopodium quinoa (quinoa), 2325 nucleotides long. Its product is annotated as purple acid phosphatase 22-like. Gene Ontology annotation, molecular function: metal ion binding; acid phosphatase activity. Lineage: Eukaryota; Viridiplantae; Streptophyta; Magnoliopsida; Caryophyllales; Amaranthaceae. The coding region runs from base 84 to 1457 and encodes 457 amino acids. The transcript is spliced from 5 exons. The record is from RefSeq and is a predicted model, not a curated record.